AUGGCGCCGCAUAAAACAAACGUAGACCGGAAAAAGAGAAAAGCCUACUAUAGGAAAAGUGCUGCUGCAUGUAAGCGUCAAAAGAUGGCCAGUGUUGAGGAUCCCGAUCGACCAGCUCAGAACAUCCCAAAGAGUCUGGAGUCUGGCAUGACUGGGUAUCUCAUCACUUGCAACCGGAAAGAACGUUCAGCCAUGCUUGAAUCUUUCCGUCUGCUGAAUGAUGCCCUGUCAAAAAUAACGUCGUCACCCAUCAUUUUUCCCCCCGGGACACAAACUUCAGACUGCCCCCGGCUUCAGUAUUGUCCGAAACCUCCGCAAACUACCCCUUGUGAUGGUAAUGAUGAAGAUGAUGAUAUUCUGUCAGAGCUUAGGCGCGAAAACAACGAUACUGAUAAACCAGUUGGGUCAGGUUCAAGUACCCGCUUCAGUUUUUACUCUAUACGUUGCGGAGUUUCUAACUGCCUGUUUCUACUUCAUCUUUCGGAGAGUGCUAGUGCUGGUGAUAUUGUGCAUUCUAUAUUUCAGCAUCUUUUGGACACCAAAGAGCCCCAAUCCAGAUAUGUUUUGCGUCUAUUGCCAGUUGCCGCCACUUGCCAAGCAAACUGUGUAGAAAUUAAACAGUGCAUUCGUAAGCUAUGGGCUGCAUUCCUGGGUACUGUGUCCGUGAACACUGCGACGCCGGUAACUGUCACCCAAGCUCCAGAUACUUCUGAUGCUGCAGGGAUCGAAGUUACCAAUAACUCUUCUUCUCCGGAUCCCAGUCCCUCCGUUCAUCGAUUGUGUCCAAAUGUGCCGCCCCAGCGUGCUAAAGAACAGACUAUGAAAGGUCCAAAAACGUUUCUUGUCAUGUUUAAGGCGCGAAACUACAAUUUGCUUUCUAGAGAUAAUGCAAUCGAGGCAACGGUAUCCGCUGUUCAGAGUGUGGACUCUUCAUGGCGAAUUAAUCCAAACACUCCGUCUGUGAUUAUUUAUGUCAAUGUGCUCCGAACGGUUGCAUGCAUCAGUUUACUUGAAAACUUUGACCUCUAUCGGAAAUACAAUGUUAGUGAACUUUUAACCGACAGAUGA
Molecule: messenger RNA, 1068 nt
Organism: Opisthorchis viverrini
Lineage: Eukaryota; Metazoa; Platyhelminthes; Trematoda; Opisthorchiida; Opisthorchiidae
Exons: 1
Coding region: 1-1068 (355 amino acids)
Biological process (GO): tRNA modification
Molecular function (GO): RNA binding
Source: RefSeq, a predicted model, not a curated record